AUGAGCACUGGGAACAGGAAGAUUCUGCUGGACAGCACGCAUUUCAGUGAGAUACGCAGCAUAAUAAGGUCGCGGUCUGUUGCGUGGGAUGCGCUGGCACGGGCCUCGGAGUUGAGCGAGCUGGAUGCGUCCGUGGCGAAGCGGCUGGAGAACCUGCUCGUGAGGGGCUCCGCCUCUGACGAGGAGCUUGCGCAGUUGAAAGUCGAUGCGAACGUCGUCGAGCCCCUGAUCCACCUAUUGGGCAACUCUAGCAACAACGAUUCGAUCAAAUCCGCACAGAAUCUUGUCUCCGAGUUGCUCUCCUGUCAGAGGGCCACCGUGUCUGACGACACGGUCGAGUACUUCAGGGACCACCCUGAACAGCUCGUGGAGUUGUACGCGGUCUCCUUCAAGCCGAAUGACGACUUGCAGACCGUGCUGAUCUCUUCCUUCAAUAUAGUCUCGUUGCUGAUCCAACGCGGGCUCACCAACGAUAAGCUCGUUGAGCAGUUCUUGAACAACGAGAAGUUCCUACGGAUCUUGACCAACACAAAGCAGAUGGACACAUGUUACGUGUGCAUACGGUUGCUGCAAGAACUGUGCACCGUGCAGAGUUACAAGAGUCUCGUAUGGGCGAACGAGUCGCAAGUGCUCCCCACCGUGUUUGAGAUCAUUGGCAGCAAUCGCAGUUCCGGGACCAACGGCGGUGCUACAAACGCUGUGCUGAUGAACACGAACUCGAACAACCUGGGGAUCCAAUUGCAGUACUACUCCCUGCUGCUCGUAUGGUUAUUGACUUUCAACUGCGACAUUGCGAGUGAAUUGGAAUCGAAGCACUUGAAGGAGCUUCUGGGUCUCUUGAGACUUGUGAAGAUCACUAUCAAGGAGAAGAUAUCGCGUGUCUGCAUUGGGAUCCUGUUGCAAUGCUGUUCGAGCCACGUUCGAGGCCACAAGACGUUUAUCAAGGAGUUGAUCUUGCUUGGGAACGGGAUCGCGACGCUGGACAGCCUCAGCGAGCGGAAGUACUCCGACCAGGAACUUCGGCAGGAUAUUGCUUCUCUGCGGGAAAUCCUCGAGGCGGAGUACAAGGAACUGACCUCCUUUGAUGAGUACUUAGCUGAGAUAAAUUCGAGGCUGAUAAGCUGGACGCCACCGCAUGUGGACAGUUCAUUCUGGGUGGACAACAUUGAUAGAUUCAAGCAGGAUAACUGGAAACUGUUCAAGAGACUGAUCAGUCUUUUGAUCGAGGCGCAGACCACCGCUACGACGACGACGGAUGACGACACAGCAAACGAGAGGGACGGCAAGAAGACAAGGGAUAGGCUGGUGAUACAGGUGCUGUUGAACGACAUCACGCACGUAAUCGAGUUGCUUCCUGACGAGAGCGUGGACGUUCUCAACAAAAUGAACGGUAAAGUGGUCAUCAUGCAGUUGCUCAACCACAGCGAUUCCCGCGUGAAGUACGAAGCACUGAAGGCCACACAGUCCAUCAUCGGGUAUACUUUCAAGUAG
Molecule: messenger RNA, 1491 nt
Organism: Huiozyma naganishii CBS 8797
Lineage: Eukaryota; Fungi; Ascomycota; Saccharomycetes; Saccharomycetales; Saccharomycetaceae
Gene: VMA13
Product: H(+)-transporting V1 sector ATPase subunit H
Exons: 1
Coding region: 1-1491 (496 amino acids)
Biological process (GO): proton transmembrane transport
Cellular component (GO): fungal-type vacuole membrane; vacuolar proton-transporting V-type ATPase, V1 domain
Molecular function (GO): proton-transporting ATPase activity, rotational mechanism
Source: RefSeq, a predicted model, not a curated record